This is a messenger RNA of Desarmillaria tabescens, 890 nucleotides long. RefSeq lists its product as uncharacterized. Bases 260 to 712 code for a protein of 150 amino acids. The transcript has a single exon. The record is from RefSeq and is a predicted model, not a curated record. Lineage: Eukaryota; Fungi; Basidiomycota; Agaricomycetes; Agaricales; Physalacriaceae.
CUUGCAUAAUGCCCGAACCCAUCAUGUGCCGCCAUUUCCAGGUCUUUACCUCAAGCAUUGUCAUGAUAUUUCAUUACGGCUAGCUGCUCAGAGCUUCCGAAGGGUAAUGACAAUAUUCUAGACAUCGAGAAGUACUACGUCCGCAACCAGAGAAAACAUCACCAGCGCUCAAGCCACAUUGGAUCGUCUCCUACGAGGACGGCACCAAGAGCUAGCGACAAAAUCACCAACGCUAAAACCUUCCUGUAUCCCCAUAUACAUGCCCGCGACGGUGUCGCUGAUGCCUUUCGACACUUCUACCCGAUGUCAUACAAUUUCUGCACCUCUGCUGUCUCUCUCGCGUUUUAUCACAUCUUCUAAUAGACGAUAUGACUCUACAACCUCCCUAAACGCUAUCACGAGUCAACUAGCAAUGGAGAGAGGGUCGUAUAUCUACAGAACCUCUAGUGCUUGUCAACUUCUUGUAUCUCCGGAAUAUAGGACAUUGUGCGGUGCUGUCAUCUGGUACAAAAGGAUAUGUAUUCAUACCGUUCGUACGUUUAAUAGUCGUGAUCAUCCCCGGGCUGCAUGUUUGUGUCCCUCGCAACAAAACUUGUUACGGACCCCCUCAUGGUUUCCGCGCACACAGGCCUCGGGCUCGCACAUGUCAUUCACAGAAGCCUUUCAGAUGACUUCCUUGCUGAAGUCUCUUAUCUCCAUGGUUGCAGAAUAAGAUGGCGCGAAGCAUUAUCCAGCAUCCGCACUUGCCGCUCUAGCAUUUCGAAUUCCCCUCUCUGUCAACGCACACUCCAUUGUAUGGAGGAUUGAAUAACUUGAGGAACACGACAAAAGGGGUACGAUGGAUAACAUUCUUACCCACCGCCAAUGCUACGCGGGCCUAUGUAGCCUCG